Hyalella azteca is the source of this 3463-nucleotide messenger RNA. Its product is annotated as dolichyldiphosphatase 1. Bases 126 to 578 code for a protein of 150 amino acids. The transcript has 5 exons. The record is from RefSeq and is a predicted model, not a curated record. NCBI's taxonomy places the organism in Eukaryota, Metazoa, Arthropoda, Malacostraca, Amphipoda, Hyalellidae.
CUGGCAGAGUGCAGACUGGCUCUCAGUCCUCCGUUACCAUUGUAAGAGUCAAGUGGCGUUUUGUGUGCGCUGACGAAUAGCACGCAAGGCGGCAAGAGUCUUUGAAUAACGGAUAAUUUUUCAAGAUGUCUGGAGAUGAUAUUAGAUGGAAACCAUUUUCUCUUACAUUUGUGGAGUAUCCUGAAGGUGAUGCAUUCGGCAAGCUACUGGCCAUUGUCAGCCUCUUCCCCGUUGGCAUGCUCGUUGGCUGCUUUGCUCUGAUGCUCUUCAGAAGGGAUCUCCAUACUUAUAUUUGUCUUAUUGUAAGUUAUGUGAGCAGAGUUUAUUUGCUGUAUCACUCAUGGGCUCAAGUGAUUGUUGGCUCAGUCCUGGGGGCAGUCCUUGGCGUUGGCUGGUUCUUCAUCGUGCAUGUCCACCUCACGCCGCUCUUCCCUCAAAUAGCCUCGUGGUCCAUCUGCGAACUGCUGAUGAUACGAGACACUUCGCUUAUCCCGAACAUCUUGUGGUUCGAAUACACUCACGCCCGCAACGAAAACAGAGCACGAAACCGCAAGCUCGUGUCCAUGAAGAGCCAAUAGCUGCUUCGUAUUUAUUCUUUGUUGGCGCUCAAUUUCGCUCAAGCCCUCCCGGUGUUAAAUUUAUGCUUUUGUAAACCUAAAUCACAGAUGUUCACUUUGCUUGAGGCAUUAGUCAUUUUGAAUUUGCGGCCGUGAAAUUGUAUGAUGAAUUCUAGUGCAGCACGCGCUCGGGCAUUGAGCGCCCGGAAUAGGUAUUAUUGAGCCUUCGUUCACACGCAUAUUCAUUAGAUGAACGUCGUUAUUUUACCAUUGUUACAUAACUGGUUCUUGAUGAACUUGCCACUUCUACGUCAAUUGUUGCAAUUCGUUAUUUUGUGUUCGACAUGACUGAUUCUGUGUGAAUGAUAUAUCUCGUCAUCGAGCCCUUUCUCCAGUUCAAGGAAGUUCGUUAGCAUCAUGUCUUGCUUCGUAGGUACCAGCGAGCUCCAUGAACUGCACGUGGCUGGGAAAAUUUUGUUGUGUUCAGUUUAUAAAAUGAUUGAUGCAGGUUUAGUUAAAGAUUUGAGCGCUAUUUUUAGUAACAGUUUUCUCUUGGUUCUUCCAAUUUAGAGAACAAAGAAGGGCGUCAGAGCAUGCAAACCUUAAAAAGAACAACCAUAAUAAAAUUGUUAAUAUGAAUCAAGCUCUUUCUUCAAGAAAACUUGCAUCAAGAUGUGAUAUACUUUCAACCAAUCUUACCAAUAUCCUGCAAAUUUAAUUGGUCGAGUCUUCACGAAGUUGAAUUGUAGUAAUCUCUGCGUAUGACAAUAUUAAUACCUUCAAUCGCUUCACUAAUAUCUUGCAGUCAAAGUGCCUAGGAAGUUGUGUAUAGUUAUCAUCGUGCGUGCUCUUGCAUCAACAUUUGCGAUGAUAGAAAUGGUUAGCGCUGUACAUUCAUUAGGAAGCUUCGAUUGGAGAUAACAUUUGGACUCUUAACAAACAUUUGUUAGUGAGUAACGACUGCUAUAAUUAUGGCGAUGUUCGUUGACGUAGCAUGUGGCACAGUGAUCAGAAUUCAAUACGAUGAACACAUUAGUGUUUACUAUCGUUAACAGGAAAUGGGAUAAUGGCACACAUGAUUCAAUAUUGCAAGGAAUGGUAUUUGCUUUUGAGGAUAUUACAUUUCAAUAUAUAUGGUAGAUUACUGUACAUUGUAUUUUACACCGUAGGCAAAGGGAUGAGUAGUGAAGUAAUGUACCGCAAAUGGGAUGGAAACAUUUUCUAACAAUCUGAACGACUUGUCAAUUUACUGCUCAACUUAAAGAAACAAUAGCUCAAUAUACUAUGCGAUUUUUACAAGUAAUAUUAAAUUUUUGUUUUGACAUUGAAGCGACUUAUAAUUAUAAGGUCCCAUCAAGUACACUAAUUUUUUUCACUUAAAAUCUACGUCAAAUUUGAACAGAUUUAUGUAGGGCUUGCUCUGUAGCUUUAGAAUAAACUUGUAUUGAAAUGUUGACGAUUUCAGGAUGUAUAAUUAGAGAUUAUUGCUAGGUAGUUGUAUCGAUGACAUUUGACAACAAAUUGAAAAAAGUAAUUCAAGUCACAUAAUCCACUUACCCGGAGCAAAAAUGCUAAUAUGGUAAACGAACGAAACCUAAAGCCACCAAGAAGCCAGGAACCAAAAACGAUGGUCCCAAAAAGUUUUACAACUAAAUGAAGGUCAUCACCUGAAUAAUAUACCUGAAUACAUCUGACACUCGGGACGUAAUUUACACAGACAUAUUACGAAAUAUUUUACAGACAAUGUAAAGGCGAUAUAUAUGCCUCGUCAGAACUUGAUACGCAGAAGGGUAAAAAAAAUUCCAAGAAUGCAUAGACAACCGAGUUGGCACCUUGCUACGACUGAGAACAAUACCCAGUACACAACAAAAUGAAACUUUGUAACAACAAUUGAGCAUUGUAAAAUUUUACGGAAUCGCGUAGUGAUAGAAUACGCAUCCGUUUUUGCUCAUUAUGAAGCCAGUUUUAUUCAGUUGUCAUGCGAGACUGAACCAGCAGUUCACAUAGACGUGGGUGCCCAGAAAUUCAUUUCUCUGAGCUGUGAUGGUUUAGGCCUUCGGGGCUUUGCAGACACAGAGGGAGCAGCUGCAACCUCAGCAGCAGCCAUUUGCAGCUGUGUAGCCGCUGUAUUUGACGGCUGCACAGGAACGCCACCAGACGCUUGGGGCACGCUUGCCUGAACAUUGCUGUCAGCCUUAGCCACCUGACUUCCAGCAUCGCCAGGGCGGUAGAAGAAAGAGUUGUAAGAAGGCAUCCUGCGUUCUACUACCAAUCCUUGCGUGCUCAUAUACUGCGUUUCUUCACGUGCCACCUCAUCAGGAACCUGCCCGCUAAACUGGGGACAUGAUAUUUUCCGAUUAUUCUGAGGAGAAAUUCCAAGCCUGCUCUGAAUCUCAGAGCUAGAUUUAUUAUAGAAGAGAUUGCGUACACUUUCAAGAAUGCCGGCGCUGUAACUUGUAUCUUCAGCUUUAAGCUCACGAGAUGGAGAUGCGCCUCGCGAAACUACAGGGGAUCUAUGUGCGUGAGGAGAACCUAGGCUGGAUUCGGAUGGUGCUCGUUCGUUUUCAGUAUUCUGCUCCUUGUGGGAUUGCAAUAGUUGGUUUUGAGUGUUUUGAUUCUGGCUAUCAGGCAAACAUUUGCCUGAGUCCUGGGAAAAGAUGCGAGGGAUCACCAAGAGGGGCUUGACUUGGUACCGAUGCUGGUCUUCAGAUGUGAGGUUUUCAAUACGCUGGUCUUGAGAGUCCCUCAGAAGCUCAGUGCUAAGGCAUAAGCCACUUGUUCUUCGCGGUGAACUAACUCUGCCACCCACACUCAGGCGCCGUCCACCAAGGGAACUAUUGGGAAGCUGCAAAAGAAUAAUGUAUUCAGUAUCUGAUUGAUGGUAAAAAAAAGUUGAUACACGGCUA